GAUCCCAGAUCAGUGUCUGUUUCGGUGUCACGCCAUCCCCCCACCGCGCAGCUAGGCGCGCGCGAGCCUCGCGAUAGCCUCGCCUACCAGAAUCAAAGCUCCGCUCGCGAACUGGAUGCUGACAGGCGCGCGUGCGGUCAUCAUGCAAAGGUUACGUUGGAUCGGUUUCAACGAGUCUCGAAAGAAGCCGCUCCUCCGCAGGACCCGCACGGAGCACAAAAUGCGAGACGUCUAGCGACUCCGACAGCCACGGAGUCACUCACGUUUACCGGCCCGUUUGGCGACGGCAGGUGUCAAGAACCAUGAACGCGAGUUCGGGAUUUCCGCGAACGGCAGUGUGUACGCUGGCUCCUCACGGCGGUAAAGUGGCUUCAUGAGUGUCCAAAGUAACAGUGGAAGUGGUGGUGGAAGUUUGGAGGCGACGCCAUCUUGGUCGCAGCUCUCCUCGUCCCCAACGAUUUCUCAACCACAAAUAACGGCGACCGCAAAGAGCAAGGAAGGCCCAAUGGAGGAGCUGCACAGCCUGGACCCCAGGAGACAGGAGCUGCUGGAGGCCAGGUUUACAGGAGCUGUCAGCGGCAACACGGGAGGCAGCACUGGGAGCAUGAGCGGCGGUGCUAAGGGUCUGGCUAAUGAAUCCUCUAACCACAGCUAUGGAAGUCUGGGAUCAUCUAGUGACAAAGAGUCAGAGAACUCUGAUUUGAAAAGAGGGAGCUCUCCUGCCUACUCAACUCCGGAGAAGAAGCACUCUGAGUCGUCCAGAGGGAGAAAAAGGAAAGCUGAUACCUAUUCAGAGAGUAGUCAAGGAAAGACCUCGACACGUGGGCCCAAGAUCAGUGACUAUUUUGAUUUCCAGGGUGGAAAUGGUUCCAGUCCAGUCAGAGGUCUCCCAUCAGUUCGCCGCUCUCCGCAGAACUCACACUCUGCCCCAGGCUCCAUCAUCCGGCAGAAUAGCUCCUCACCUACUAGUCUGUGCUUUGGAGAGCACAAUCUCAAAGCUUCCUCAAGCAAAUGUGUCCAGACUGAACUGACGGGCCUAAAACUCGCUGCCCUGGAGAGCAACAAAAGUUUGGACCUGGAAAAGAAAGAAGGGCGAAUAGAUGACCUGCUCAGGGCUAACUGUGACCUGCGACGGCAGAUUGAUGAACAGCAAAAACUCCUGGAGAAAUACAAGGAGAGACUCAACAAGUGCAUCACCAUGAGCAAGAAGCUGCUCAUAGAAAAGAGCACUCAGGAGAAGCAGUCAUGUCGCGAGAAGAGCAUGCAGGAUCGCCUCCGUCUCGGCCACUUCACCACCGUCAGACACGGAGCAUCCUACACGGAGCAGUGGACUGACGGAUACGCAUUCCAGAACCUGAUCAAGCAGCAGGAGGGCAUCAACCAGCAGAGAGAGGACAUAGAGCGCCAAAGGAAGCUGCUGGCAAAGAGGAAGCCUCCAAACCCUGCAGCUCCCUCCCUCUCUGUGGCCUCCGCAUCUGAGCCCAAGCAGCGCAAAACGAAGGUGGUUAACGGCAACGAUUCUGACCCCUUCCUGAAACCCUCCUUGCCCCAGCUACUGACCCUCGCUGAGUACCACGAGCAGGAAGAAAUUUUUAAGCUCCGCCUUGGACAUCUGAAGAAGGAGGAGGCAGAGAUCCAAGCAGAGCUGGAGCGGUUGGAGAGGGUGAGGAACCUUCAUAUCAGAGAGCUGAAGAGGAUAAACAACGAGGACAGCUCAGCAUUUAAAGACCAUCCCACCCUGAAUGAGAGGUACCUUCUGUUGCACCUGCUGGGCAGGGGCGGCUUCAGUGAAGUCUAUAAGGCCUUUGACCUGUUUGAGCAGCGCUAUGCUGCUGUUAAAAUCCACCAGCUCAACAAGAACUGGAGAGAGGAGAAAAAGGAGAACUACCACAAGCAUGCAUGCAGGGAGUACCGGAUACACAAGCAGCUGGACCAUCCCAGAAUAGUCAAAUUGUAUGACUAUUUUUCCCUGGAUACUGACACGUUCUGCACGGUGUUGGAGUUCUGUGAAGGAAAUGACCUGGACUUCUACCUGAAACAAAACAAGCUAAUGUCAGAGAAAGAGGCACGCUCCAUUGUCAUGCAAAUUGUCAGCGCGUUGCGCUACCUCAAUGAAAUCAAACCCCCCAUCAUCCACUACGACCUGAAACCUGGUAACAUCUUGCUGGUGGAUGGUACAGCAUGUGGAGAAAUCAAAAUCACAGACUUUGGCCUGUCCAAGAUAAUGGACGAUGACAACUAUGGUGUUGAUGGCAUGGAUCUCACAUCACAGGGAGCGGGCACCUACUGGUACCUUCCUCCAGAGUGCUUUGUGGUGGGGAAGGAACCACCUAAGAUCUCCAAUAAGGUGGAUGUCUGGUCUGUGGGAGUGAUCUUCUUCCAGUGCCUCUAUGGACGCAAGCCGUUUGGUCACAAUCAGUCACAGCAGGACAUCCUCCAGGAAAACACCAUCCUCAAAGCCACAGAGGUCCAGUUCCCAGCGAAACCACAGGCCAGCACAGAGGCAAAGGCGUUUAUCCGCCGCUGUCUGGCCUAUCGCAAGGAGGAUAGGUACGACGUUCACCAGCUGUGCUCAGACACCUACCUCCUCCCUCACAUGAGACGCUCAAACUCCUCCGGCUCUCUGCAGCCCUCCGCCUCAUCUCUUCCCACCUACUGACUAACAUUCUGAUGGGACCGUCUGGCCAGUCUUGAGGCAGGAAUGUUCAUCGAUUAGUAGAUGUGGAUCUUUGUUUUUUCUUUUUCUCCACCUGAGCUGUUGCUAAAAUGGAUACAUUAGCAACAGAACAGGAGAAAAGAUGGAAAAAUGAGAGGAAGUAAAGGCUGAUCAUGCUCUUGAACUCAAUUACGUGAGAGAGGAGACGGAGCAUAAAGCGAAGGAAUAGAUGGGGAGAAGAGCGGAAAGCAGACGACGACGAUGAAUCUAGAGGAUUUGUUUAAGGAAUUAACUCCUUAAAAGACAUUAAAUGACCUGCUCCCUUCUCGUAGCUCUAUAUACAUCUACAUGUAGACACGCACGUAAUAAAACACCUCAUGAGGUGGCUAAAACUCACGUCAACAUAACGCUGCAGUUACAGUCUCGAUGCUAAUGAGGGCGCUGACCAGCAGGGGUCAGAAGAUGGGGGUUAACGGACACGCAGAGGAGGCACCGGUGUUUGAGGCGACCUGCAAUUCAUUUUAAUGAGACGCCCGAAUGACUUUACCUGUAGCCUCCUAUCUGCACCCCACAGGGAUUAACUUAAAAAGUGAUCUGAGACGAGGACUCUGAAGUGACCACGUAACCUUUAUCAGACUUGAUGUUUAAAAACAAAAAAAAGGAAAAAAAUUACAUAUUUCUGGAUUCAGUUUGCGUUUCCAAUCCAGAUUACCUUCAUCUGGUCUCCUAGCUGGCUUUUAGCACUGCAAUGUGGGCUUUAUUCCCGCUUCAUCAAAUUUCACUUCCA
Pundamilia nyererei is the source of this 3443-nucleotide messenger RNA. Its product is annotated as serine/threonine-protein kinase tousled-like 1-B. Gene Ontology annotation, molecular function: protein serine/threonine kinase activity; ATP binding. The transcript has 22 exons. The coding region runs from base 374 to 2659 and encodes 761 amino acids. Gene Ontology annotation, biological process: peptidyl-serine phosphorylation; intracellular signal transduction; chromosome segregation. The record is from RefSeq and is a predicted model, not a curated record. NCBI's taxonomy places the organism in Eukaryota, Metazoa, Chordata, Actinopteri, Cichliformes, Cichlidae. Gene Ontology annotation, cellular component: nucleus.